Penicillium arizonense is the source of this 855-nucleotide messenger RNA. RefSeq names its product SGNH/GDSL hydrolase family protein. The coding region runs from base 1 to 855 and encodes 284 amino acids. Gene Ontology annotation, molecular function: hydrolase activity, acting on ester bonds. The record is from RefSeq and is a predicted model, not a curated record. NCBI's taxonomy places the organism in Eukaryota, Fungi, Ascomycota, Eurotiomycetes, Eurotiales, Aspergillaceae. The transcript has 5 exons.
AUGCUUCAGUUAACUACAUAUGCCCUAGCGGCAAUCUCGAGUAUCCCACUCGCCCUGGCCGGCCCUCUAUCAAAACCGACAACCAAAUUUGACUGGUCAUCAACCAAAGCUGUGAUUGCAUUUGGUGAUUCCUACACCUAUGUCCAGGGAACUCAGGGCCGCCAGAACUAUAGUUUCAUUGGAGAUCAAUUCAACUUUGCCUAUGGUACGGAAACUCUGCUUUCUAAUAAGAUAGUUCAGAAUCAGACCGGAACCGCAGAAGGCGGACCAAACUGGAUCGAAUAUCUCACAAAUUGCGGCGUCAAAGAAGGCCUGACCUCCCCGACAAGUUGCAAGAAACAGCUCUGGGACUUUGCAUUCGCAGGUGCCGAUAUCUCAACCGAUUACACACCCCUCCACCACAACUACACUCUCUCCCUCGAAAAUCAGAUAACCCAGUUCAAACAAUACGGCCACACAGCCCUCUCAAAGAACAAACAAACCGCCAACCCAAAGCACGUCCUUGUAGCAAUUUGGAUAGGAAUAAACGACAUAAACGACAGCGCAAAAUACGAAGUGCCUUCCUUCCGCGAAUUCUACAAAACCCUCACAGAAACCCUCUUCGCCUCCGUAGAAACCCUCUACGACCUCGGCUACAGGAAAUACCUCUUCCUAAACCUACCGCCCUUAGACCGGACACCGGGAAACCAAGCAAAGAGCAAUCCAAGCCCGAAUGCCACGCAGGUUGCGUGGUAUAAUGAGGCUUUAGCGGCGCAGGCGUGUGUUUUUGGGCAAGGGCAUGGGGAUGUGGAGGUUGAGGUUUUUGAUGCUCAUGCCCGGUUGGCUGGGAUGCUUGAUUCGCCGGCAAGUAUUUGA